Molecule: messenger RNA, 2025 nt
Organism: Oryzias latipes (Japanese medaka)
Lineage: Eukaryota; Metazoa; Chordata; Actinopteri; Beloniformes; Adrianichthyidae
Gene: larp7
Product: La ribonucleoprotein 7, transcriptional regulator
Biological process (GO): RNA processing
Cellular component (GO): ribonucleoprotein complex; nucleus
Molecular function (GO): RNA binding
Source: RefSeq, a predicted model, not a curated record
UUGUGACGACAUCAUUGUGCGACGUCUCCAUUCGAAAUAUUCUGUGAUGUUUGUCCGUUAGCCGCAGUGUUUUUGUAUUUUUUGUUAUGUUAGUAUUAAAUUGAUGUUUAUAAUAUCUUUUACUCAGGAUGACUAACACAGACAAGGAGGCAAGUGGAGGCGGUGCUGCCGCUGCACCCAGCGACAAGCUGAAACUUGAGACAGAGAAGAAGAAGAGGUACCGGGUCAAACAGCUGCUGGGAGACGUGAAGAAGCAGGUGGAGUUCUGGUUUGGAGAUGCAAACCUCCACAAGGACCGUUUCCUGAAAAAGAUUAUAGAGGAGUCUGAUGAUGGAUAUGUUGACAUAUCUGUGUUGACGGGCUUCAAUCGAAUGAAGAAGCUGACAACGGAUCCAAAGCUCAUUGCCAGGGCGCUGAAAAAUUCCACUCUAGUUGAGGUUAACCUGGAGGGAAACAAAGUAAGACGUCAACAGCCGCUUGGUGACCCACCCAUCAACAGCGACAGCUGCACUGUCUACGUGGAACUUCUGCCCAAGGAUGUUUCCCACAGCUGGAUAGAAAGGGUGUUCUCCAAAUGCGGGAAUGUGACGUAUGUGAGCAUUCCCAGAUACAGGACAACGGGCGACUCCAAGGGUUUUGCCUUUGUUGAAUUUGAGAAUGAAGAACAAGCGCAGAAAGCAAUAGAGAUGCUGAACAACCCUCCUGAAGAUGCACCCAGGAAGCCUGGGAUUUUCCCCAAGACUUUAAAUAGGAAGCCGAUUCCUGUUACAGGUGAAGAAGAGGAGAAAAAAAAGCGUAAAAAGAAGAAGAAGAAAGACGCUUCAACAGCUGAGACGCCUGCAGGAGAAGUCAAGGAGAUGGAGACCGAAGCCUUUCAGCCGAAGAAGAAACACUCGGCAGCGAAGGACUCGGAGAAAAGAGCUGCAAACCCGGAGAGGGAACAGAGCAAAGUGUCAGAGAAAAAGCGACGGCGCUCUCAGACGGCGGAGGGCGCUGAGAGUGAAGUGCCGUCUAAGAUUAGAAAGAGGAGCUGCAGUGAAUCUGGGGAGAAAGAGAAAGAAAAGAGUGAUUCAGCCACCGAAGGCGACGGCGAGAAGGGAAAUGAGAACGGCGACGACUCGGCCGUGAAGGCGAAGAGGAAGCGGAAAAAGAAACACAAAGAAAAAUUGAAAAUUGGAGAAGAAGUCAUUCCACUUCGAGUUUUAUCAAAGAAAGAGUGGCUCCAGCUGAAGCAGCAAUAUUUAGCUCUGCAGAAAAGCAGCAUGUCGUCCUUGAAGAAGUGCUUCAACAAGAUUGAAAGCAAAGAGCAGGGAAGCGCUGAAGACAGGAGCGUUGAAAGCAAAAAAGAAAACAACCAGAGUCCUCAGUUUGUCAGUGGCGUCAUCGUGAAGAUCACAGACAGCAAACCUCUACCAGCAAGGAAGAUCGUCAAGGAGAUCCUGUGUGAAGUGUCUCAAGUGGCUUACGUCGACAUCCUGGAUGGAGAUUCAGAGGGUUAUGUGCGCUUUUUGACACCAGAGGGCGCCAAAGGUGUCUGCCAGGCCAAAGCACAGCUGCAGAAGGAGCACAGCUGGAAGGUUGAGAUUCUAACAGGAGACCAAGAGCAGCGGUAUUGGCAUAAGAUCCUCGUGGACCGCCAGGUGAAGCUGAAUCGCCCCCGAGAAAAAAAGAGAGGCAAAGAGAAGCUCAUAUCUAAAGCUGAAAAAAUCAUCAUGGCAAGAGCCAAGGAGGCGAACAAGCACAUCCGCUUUGAGGAGGACUGAGCUGCACACGUUCAACUGAUGUUUCCUGUCUUGAAGGAGGACUUGAAUGGUUUUAAGUAGUUUCUGUCCUUUUGGGGUUUUUUUUUGUUGUUUUUUUGGCACUAGAGUUCCAAAAAUGCCACGUACUGCUGAUAAAGACAGAGCUUUCUUUACCAGGUUCUUGUGUGUUUAAAGCAAUCCUGUAUAGAUACUACAUAAAUGAACUCCAAAUGAAAAUCUUAUUGUUUUUUUACUAAUAAAGAAAACAGAAAUUUCACGAUCA